Octodon degus (degu) is the source of this 671-nucleotide messenger RNA. It is a transcript of the gene Ecrg4, whose product is annotated as chromosome unknown C2orf40 homolog. The transcript has 4 exons. The record is from RefSeq and is a predicted model, not a curated record. Gene Ontology annotation, biological process: central nervous system development; regulation of cell population proliferation; cellular senescence. Bases 88 to 528 code for a protein of 146 amino acids. NCBI's taxonomy places the organism in Eukaryota, Metazoa, Chordata, Mammalia, Rodentia, Octodontidae.
GCCUGCUCCUGCCGGCUCCUGCCUGCUCCUGCCUGCUCCUGCCUGCUCCUGCCGGCUCCUGUCCGCUCCACACCCCUCAGCCUCCUCAUGGCCGCCUCCUCUGCACAGCCCGCCAUGCUGGCCCUGAGUGGGCUGGCGCUGCUCCUGUGCCUUGGCCCGGGUAGCACAAGCGGAAACAAACUCCAGCGGACAGCACAGGAGGUGGAAGCCCCUGCUCCAGCCCAGGCGAAUGUGGCCAUGGGGGAGAACAAGGCCAAGGAGUUCCUGGGUGGCCUUAGACGCCAGCGGCGGCAGCUGUGGGACCGGACACGGCCCGAGGUGCAACAGUGGUACCAGCAGUUCCUGUACAUGGGCUUCGAUGAGGCGAAAUUUGAAGAUGACAUCACCUACUGGCUGAACAGAGACCGGGACGGACAUGACUACUAUGGUGACCUCUACCAGCGUCACUAUGACGAGGACGCAGCCAUCGGUCCCCGGAGCCCCGACAGCUUCAGGCAUGGGGCCAGCGUCAACUACGACGAUUACUAACGGCCCAGGGGCUGGGCCCUGCACCCUGCGCUCCAGGCCCCACCACAGGGCUUCCCUUCCAUACCCUUCACCCUGCUUCCUGGGAGCAGGGCCAGAGCCUAACCCCGAAGCUCAGCUCAGCAUCGAAAUAAAGCAUUUUCUUA